Aspergillus sclerotioniger CBS 115572 is the source of this 480-nucleotide messenger RNA. RefSeq lists its product as uncharacterized. NCBI's taxonomy places the organism in Eukaryota, Fungi, Ascomycota, Eurotiomycetes, Eurotiales, Aspergillaceae. The transcript has 2 exons. The record is from RefSeq and is a predicted model, not a curated record. The coding region runs from base 69 to 233 and encodes 54 amino acids.
CUCACUCCCCCGGUCGGAACAGCGUGCCGACCACCGCUUGGCAACGAGGACAUGAUGUCAUUGGGUGGAUGCAAGAGCCUCAAGUGGGCCGCUGGCACGAGUCCCCCAACGGGCAAGUCCGCCUGAGACGUUUCCCGUCGACGCGCUGGCCUCGCGGUUCAUCUCGACAAGGCAGCGCCCAUCUUAAUUCCCUCAGGACACUUUUCGAGGCAUCUAAUAAAUCCCGCAGUUGAGAGCGGCAUUUUGACAAUCUCGACCGGGGCCGUGUUUCAGAUAGCAAACCUUCCCUGUCGUUCUAAAUAAAGCAGUCUGUGAGUUCGGUUCUCUCCAGAAUUGACUGUCGCCUGAACCAGCGACCGGGGUGGAUUCAGCACUAGCAAAUACUAAGCAUGAUAAGGACAUUCCCUCCACAUACCUAUCACCAAGCAACACACCAUGGCUGUGCCUCGCUGUGCCGUGGAUGCGCGCGCCCGAACGAAG